AUGGGUGCGCAGCUCACGCGCUUAGGACACGUUGUGCCCGGACCCCUCUCGCUCGACCGUAUCCUAAACGCACAAGGCUCCCUCCCGAACAACGCUUGCGGUGUUGUCCCUGCAGCUGGCCAAUCCGAGCUACCCACGCGGUCUGCGACGGCGACCUCAUCACCAGCCCUCUCGAUCUCACCGCCACCUUCCCGUCGCAGUCCAAGACCGCCUCGUACUACGACGAUGGUGUUGACGGCACGUUCGCUCUGUCAGUGGCAGCCGCCUGCUGAAGCACUCGACACGUUCGCGCGCAGCUGGGCGUCGAGCGGCGGUACCGCGUAUGUGGGCAUGUACACCGUCGGCGCGUCGUACCCCAGUAACUCCGACGUCUCCAAGUGCACCGACUCGGGCUCUAUCUGCCACCAGGACGACAUCGAGAUCAUUUUUGGAACCGCACCUACCGACCAGCGCGCAUCCCUCCCCACGGGCAAAUUGACUUCAGGCUGGUACGCGACCCGGGACGCCACGGGAGGGCAGACAGUCAGCCCCUUGAGCUUGGCAGCUCUAGCACGUGCGCCGCCUGCGCCUGCGAUCCGAGUAAGUGGGGUGACGCCGUCCCACUUCCCUCUAUCAUGGCAGAGCUCGGGACUGGCCGAGCGUGCGAGGGUGGUCCCGGUGCUUGACCGAGCGCAACCCACAAGUCGAUCGUACGAGCGUCUGGCAUGGGACCACCCUUUCUUCUCGUCCAUUACUCCCCUCGCCGCAGCCGUCUCUCUGUCGAGAUUUCACCUCGCGGAGAUGAAGGCGGAGAGGCUGGAGCUGAAAUGA
This is a messenger RNA of Fomitopsis serialis, 810 nucleotides long. RefSeq lists its product as uncharacterized. The transcript has 5 exons. NCBI's taxonomy places the organism in Eukaryota, Fungi, Basidiomycota, Agaricomycetes, Polyporales, Fomitopsidaceae. The coding region runs from base 1 to 810 and encodes 269 amino acids. The record is from RefSeq and is a predicted model, not a curated record.